AUGGCAACAAAUGAGAGCACCACAACAAAUUUCGAAAGCAGUGAGGGAAGCACAGAUAACACCAUCGAGACCAGUGAGAGUCAGGAGCAAUAUUCACCGGAGAUGUUACCGAAUUCUGACAUGGUAAAUCAACCUGGUGACUCUCAUGACGACCAAGAGCAAAUUCCGAGUGGAAAAAGGAGUAAAGCAGGACUAUCAGGAAACGAAAUGGACAAGAUUUUCAACUUAUUAACAAGUAUGAGGGAAGAUAUGGGUGCCAGCUUCGAAGAAAACAGUAAGAAAUUGGAAGAGAAUAAGAAAGAAAUGAACGAAAAGUUAGAAAAGUUAAGUAGCAAUGUAGAACAGCUGGAGAGAAGAUUUGAGAAGAAAAUGGAGGAAAAAACUAAAGAGAUUUGUGGUGAGAUAGCAAUUAAAAUAACAGCAGUUGAGAAAAACGUCGAGAAAAUAGAUAAGAGACUUUCAACAGAGAUCGCAUCGGUGAGAAAGGAGCUAUCAGAGAAAUCAGGUGGAAUGGAUAAUGCAGCCUUUAAAAGAUUUGAGGAGCAGCUCGCGGAAUUUUACAGAGAGAAGGAAAGGAUGAAAACGGAAUUCGAGAAGGCCAGGACACAACCGAUUAUCGUCAACACCAGCUGUAGGGGAUUGGAUGAAGUGCCAAAAUUUGAGAAAUAUCUGGAGAAUCCUAUGCAAUUUUUGAUUAAGUUGAAAGAAUAUUUGCGGCGUAGUGGGAAAAGUAACUGGAGUGAGCAAUCAAGCAUCAUUGAAAAGUCAUUUGAUAGUCAACACUCAGCAUGGUGGAUGAUUAUUCAGGCUAGCAUUGACUCUUUAGAACAAUUUGAGGAGCGUUUCACUAAUAAAUUCUGGAGCCAACUCAUUCAGGAUUCAGUGCGAGAGAGAUUGAGAACCGGAAAAUUUAUUAGAGGGAGGAAGUUAAACGCAAGUGAGUACUUCAUAAAGCAGAUGCUCAUUGCAAGGAAUUUGACACCAGCACUCUCGGAUGAAGAAAUCAUAAUAAAACUAGUCAAACACUAUGGAACUGGACUAGAAACAGCUAGAUUCAAUAGGAAUGUAAAGACAGUGCCCGAGAUGGAAAAAAUAUUGGAAGAAUGGAGCUUGCAGAAUAUCGAUGUUGAGAAGAAUGAAUUAAGGGAGAAGCAAGAACAAAAAGAGAAGAAUGUAUGGGUACAAAGAGAAGAGAGAAAAAGUCCGCAAAUGAAAAGAAGAGAGCAGGAGAUUGGUAACGGACAGCAGCGUCGGGACAACAAUCUGACUUUCAACGGCCAUAAGGAAAGAGAAGGAUUCAUUCGAGAUGGAAAAUGGAAUAGCGACCAGAAUGCUAAUUGGCAGAACACCAAUUCGUCACCAAAUGUGAAUUGGAGGAGGAGAGACGCGAAUCAGCCACGCAGUCAGCAGAGUCCAGCAGGAGAGAAAGAAGAAAAACAAUGCCAACGAUUUGAAGAAAGGAAUCCGCAAAUAAAGAGAACAGGAUAUGGAGAUGAUAAUUUUGGAUCAAGGGGAGCAAUCAAUCGUGAGCACUACUCGCAAGGAAGUAAUGUCAAUGAUAAUGGAGCAAACACCUGUCAACAGAGAACAAACUGGAAUAGAGGAGAACGGAAUGACUACCGAGGAAAAGGAUCGUUUUCAGAUGAUAACUGGAGGAGAGGUGAAGAAAAAUGUGGAAGAUAA
Molecule: messenger RNA, 1683 nt
Organism: Nilaparvata lugens (brown planthopper)
Lineage: Eukaryota; Metazoa; Arthropoda; Insecta; Hemiptera; Delphacidae
Product: golgin subfamily A member 6-like protein 6
Exons: 1
Coding region: 1-1683 (560 amino acids)
Source: RefSeq, a predicted model, not a curated record